Ceraceosorus bombacis is the source of this 562-nucleotide messenger RNA. Lineage: Eukaryota; Fungi; Basidiomycota; Exobasidiomycetes; Ceraceosorales; Ceraceosoraceae. The record is from the annotation of a GenBank genome assembly.
UGCAGCCGGGCCGAAUCCAUGCAGAUGCGGCGCCUGGGCACAUUCCAUUCGCCUUGGCAGCGCUGAGCCAGGUCAGAGAGGGCGAGAGGCAUCGUGAUCCAAGGAUGAGAGAGAGGGCAGGCGAGGGGGGCGCGCGAAAUGGAGAAAAAUAUACCAAAUACUUCGAUUUGCAUUGCACGAGAGACGAGAGCAUGACCAGAAAGAGGGAACAAAAUGCGGGCUGAUUUUUAAAUCCUGACGCGACGCGAGCGUAUACGUGAUGAGCAUAGACUGUCAUACUGUAAACCUGAAACAAGCCGAGAGGGACACGCAUGGUCGCCGUCGCGAUAAUAGUUGCGAAAAGGAAAGGAGAAGGUGGCACAUCGCAGAGUUGGAAGCGAAUAGCGAGUGGCUUGCUGACUCGCUGUCACAAUUCAGGCAGAACAAAAAGGGCGAGCUUUGAAAGAAAAGGGUAUGUGGGAUAAAGCACAAGGUCUUCGAGAUGGCAAGCCAACAUUUCCAGCGAACGUCGUGAGCGUUUUCUUGCGCCAUUCUUGUGCUAAAACUUGCUCGUCAGGAGCUC